Messenger RNA from Cladocopium goreaui, 1958 nucleotides. NCBI's taxonomy places the organism in Eukaryota, Dinophyceae, Suessiales, Symbiodiniaceae. The record is from the annotation of a GenBank genome assembly.
GGUGAGAUUCAUCGCUCAACCUCAGUGGAGCGAUGAUGGAUGAUAUGAUGGACGGCGGCGUGAUUUUCGAGGAACCUAGUGUGGCAGGUACAGGCCGUGCUGAAUCGAUGACCAGCACCUCGGAGCUCCCUCAGCUUCUCAUCUAUUGCCGAGAGCUGCGUGAGGGUCAAAACAGGUUGAGUGCCCAACUGCAGGCGGUACACAACAACGUCAGCACCCUGUUGCAGCACAGUGCCUGUGACACUAGUCCGGUGAACACUUUACGCGGGACACUGCCGAAGAAGUCCUGGCAGUCGAAGAAGUCAUCGCACUCGUUGAGGUCAGAGUCCGAACCGGAGAUGAAGGCCACUGUGACAGAGCCUGGCGGUGGAAAGAUCGAGAUCCCCAACUUUCGACGCACGAAUCGCGUGAGCUUGCUGUCCCAUGUUCAAGGAGAUAAAUCGCCCAACGCCAGCAAAUCAUUGAAUUCUUUUCGGCAGAUUGACGCAUGCGUGGAUGGCAACAUUCUUCGCCGGGGUUUAACCCGCAAGAUCUUCGAGAGCGCCUCCCGCAGUCUCUCCUCGAAACUCACGCCCCCCGCUUCCCGCAACAACUCCUUCCUGCACUUUGCUGGGAAGUUCUCGGUGAAGCCUCAAGAGCCUUCGGAUGAGCCAAAAGCUCUCAGGGGAGGGUUGGAGUUCAGUGAUUUGAGAAGCAAGGUAGAUCCUGACAGCGAAAUGUCCAUGUCGGCGCUCUUCAAAAAUCGCGCAACGGAGCUGAUGCCCAAGACCAAGACAAACACGACUUGCUCCCCCAUGCCAACCACUGAAGACGGGGACGAGAAUCCCGCACCUUUGCUUUCCAGAUGCUGCUUGUUGAUCCUCAGCAUCCUUCUUCGCCUCACGGGUUCUUUACCUUGGGUGUCCCUGAAUGUCUGGGAAGCGACCUCGAAUUUCGAGGAAACAUCCUCCGCGCAACGGAGAGUCUCCAAGUGCUAUUGCUGGUUCACAAUUCUUCUGCAUGUCGCCAGCUUGGUUUGCAGCCUCCUCACUGCGUGGUGGACCGUCUCUGUGGCCUUAGCCACCACGGUGAGCGUUUCGCUGGGUGCGUUGGUGCUCUGCCUCACUGGUCCCAUGAGGAACAACGAGACGCAAGAUGAACAGGCAGCCUUGAUGUCCUAUUUGGAGAACUUCAUGGCGACGGGAGGCUUGUCUGAUCACUGGCGCUGGAACCAGAUCAAGUUUGCUUUGAAAGCUGGUGUCUUAUGGCUGGGCAUUGUCGGCCUCAAAUUUUGGCUGGUCUACAGGGCAAGCGCCGAAGAUUUGAACAUGGAGAGCCCUGCGAGCCACGACGUGGUGGUGGUGGUGGCCUACGGUAUUUCUACAGCUUGCCUCGUGUCUGCCCUCUACCUCCAGGCCAUCACUUGGAAUGGCAUCAACAUGAUGAUUUUCACUUUCGCACAACGAGUGCUGAAGGGAGACUGGGAUUGCCAUGACUGCCGCCGCAACUGGCGUGAGGCUGUCAGCCUCAUGCGCGUGACGUCGCGCGUUUAUCAACGCUCCUUCGCAAGCCUUUGCGGCACCACGCUGAUGGUCUUCUUCUCAACCCUCUUUGACAUCCAUCAGGGUCAGGCCUUGGAGACCUUGCCCAGUCUGCUGCUGGCCAUGGCCCUAAUGGUGGCACCCUUCGUGGCCGCCUCGGCCACGGCGCAUUGUACACGGUUGCCAUCCUUGGUCAGCAUGAUCGAUGGCGAUGAGGACCAGGAGGCCCAAUUCCUCGACUUGGCGAACUUCCUUACCCUUUGUGAGUCAGGUUUCUUCAUGUGGGAUACACGUGUGAGUCUCGGAGUGAUGCAAAAGUUCGUGUAUUUCAGUGUGGCGAUUGUCAGCACUAUUGGCUUUCAGCUGGGCGUCUUUCACUUCUGAGCUUGGGGCUGCCACCCCAUCACAACUUGAUGAGUUGGUAGAUGCAAAUGAUGU